Messenger RNA from Protopterus annectens (West African lungfish), 1864 nucleotides. Its product is annotated as zinc finger protein 92 homolog. Gene Ontology annotation, biological process: regulation of transcription by RNA polymerase II. Bases 227 to 1645 code for a protein of 472 amino acids. Gene Ontology annotation, molecular function: DNA-binding transcription factor activity, RNA polymerase II-specific; RNA polymerase II cis-regulatory region sequence-specific DNA binding; zinc ion binding. The transcript has 5 exons. NCBI's taxonomy places the organism in Eukaryota, Metazoa, Chordata, Ceratodontiformes, Protopteridae. The record is from RefSeq and is a predicted model, not a curated record.
GUCACUUCCCAACACAUUCUUCUUCCUGUGCUCUGAAAAUUAAACUGAAAUUUCUUCUUGCUACUAACAUGGCUUGCAGAUUGCAAGAGCUUCCCAUUGAAAAGGUUCAGAGUGAAUUGAAAGUUGGUCGGUAUGGUUUAAAGAUCUGAGGAACUGAAGCUGGGGCAUUCAAUGCAGGAAACGUACUACAAAGAGAAAGAAGAGAUGCAGAAUCUGUGUGCUACAAAUGGGGGAACAGAGCAGUGCUGUGGGGAGCACAGAAAGAGACUGGAGUUGUUCUGCCUUUAUCUGUGUCUUGUGUGUUCCCAGACAUUCCGGUCACAGUUUUGUGUUCCUGCAUGAGGCACUCAUUGUGUAUAAGGAACAUGCUGUUAAUUUGGAAAAAUACUUUGCAGAAGAGUUUGUAAAACUACACCAGUUUCUCCAUGACAAGGAACAAAAACUCAUUCAACAAAUUAACAGCAACUCAUCAGAAAUUCUGAAAGAGAUGGAAGAAAAUCUUGAGUGCACUAAAACUGGUGUUACAGAAAUCCACUCAGCAGUGUCUGAUACUAACUUGGAAAUCAAAACAGAAGUAGAGGUUCUAGAUGAGAGAAGUGAUGACACAGACUGUUUGGCGACCACAGAGGAAUCCGUGUCAGGUGACACCUCAGAACAUGGAAAACGCAAAGCUAAUGGAGUUCUAUCAGCUCCAGAAUCAUUUGAGGAUGUUGCUGUUACUUUCUCAGCAGAGGAGAUGAAGAUGUUAACAAAACAAGAUAAGGAGCUUCAUAAGGAAGUGAUGUUAGAGAACUAUGACUCCUUAGUUUCAACAGGUAAUGGGAGCAGAGAAUGGAGAAUUUGCUGCAGUCAGCAGCCAUCACUUGGAGAAUCUCUAUUACAUUAUCCUACAGAGAACACACAGCACUCUAUUCAAACUCUGAAAGGCUCCAACAAACAUCCUGUUAUACCUGUAGCACAACUUCAUCCAGGUUACACCUGCAACAUGAACUCUGGAUGUGACCGAAGUGCUAUAGUACAACAAAUUCCAUUAGUGAAUCGGAGAGCUCACAAAGAAAAGAAGCAAUAUAAAUGUCCUGAAUGCAAUAAGUGUUUCAAACAAAGAACUCCUCUAGUACAACAUAAAAGGAUUCACAGUGGGGAGAGACCAUAUAAAUGUCCUGAAUGUGGUAAGUUUUUCAGACAAAGUAGUGCUCUAACACGACAUAAAAGGACACACAUGGGGGCAAGACCAUAUGAAUGUCCUGAAUGCAAUAAAUGUUUCAGACAAAGAUAUAGUCUAGUAGAACAUGAAAGGACUCACUCGGGCAACAGACCAUAUAAAUGUCCUGAAUGCAGCAAGUGUUUCAAACAAAGAAGUCAUCUAAUACAACAUAAAAGGACUCACACUCAGGAGCGGCCACAUAAAUGUCUUGAAUGCAAUAAGUGUUUCAGACAAAGACAUAGUUUAGUAGAUCAUGAAAGGACUCACUCGGGGGACAGACCAUAUAAAUGUCCUGAAUGCAACAAGUGUUUCAAACAAGGGAGUCAUCUAAUAGAACAUAAAAGGAUUCACACGCAGGAGCGACCCUAUAGAUGUCCUGAAUGCAAUACGUGUUUCAGGCAAAUGAGUACUCUAGUAAAGCAUGAGAAAACUCACAUGUAAGAGAGAGAGAGAGAGACCAUAUACAUGUCCUGAAUGCAGUAAGGGUUUUUCAACAACUAGUCACCUUAGAAGUCAUGUCAGUUCACAGGGGGCCUGAUGGAGAGAUGAAAAGACAGCAAGCAAAGGAGCAUAGUAGUGCUGACAUUAAAUUCAUCCUCAAGUCUUGGUGAGUACCUUCAUGAAAUGGACCAUGUUUUUACAAAAUCUCACCAAGACGGC